AUGAGGUCCUGUCUGUUGACGGGCGCCGCUUCCUGCCUGCUCGGGCUCACGGCCGCCGCCGGCAUUCAGCCAAUCGUCCGCGUGCAGAACCCAGGAGGAGCAAGUGGCGGGCAGUGGGCCAGGUCCAUCAACCACACGUCGACGGGCGUCGUCUUGAACCCGCUCCAGAUCAGUCGGGGCAGGGGCGAAGCCAUCAAGCCGGGGACGGAGCUCCGCAUCCUGUGCGCCGGCGACUCCAUCACCGUCGGCACCUUUAGCGACACGGACGGCGGCGAUGGCAACGGCUACAGGCUUCGUUUGAGGAACGACUUGUCGGCCGACAGGGUUUCUUAUGUCGGAACCGUCACCACCAAGGGCGGCAACAUGAGCGACGGCUACUUUGCAGCAUGGCCAAGCAAGACGAUCCAGUACAUAGCCGAUAACAUCGAUCCGUCUCUGCAGCAGCGACCCAACGUCAUCCUCCUUCACGCCGGCACAAACGACAUGAAUCCCAACCACACAAUCUCGACCGAGGGCAACGAUCCUGCACAGGCCGUCGACCGCCUGGGCAGUCUCGUCGACCGCAUGAUCGAGCUGUGCCCGGACGCCGUCAUCCUCGUGGCCAUGAUCAUCAACACGUGCGACCCUGCCCAGGCCCCGGCCACGCACGAGUUCCAGAGCCUCAUCCCCGGCGCGGUGCAGCGCCGCUACGACGCCGGCCACCGCGUCCUGGCCGCCAACUUCACCUCGUUUCCCACGACGGAGCUCCGGGACUGCAUCCACCCGACCAACCCAGGGUAUAGUCUGUUUGGCGACUUUUGGUAUGACUUUUUCACGCAAAUUCCCCGCGACUGGAUCCAGAAGCCCAUGGCGGCACCCUCGAAACCCAAACAGCCCGAUUCGCAGCCGUCUUCAGGCGAGAGCCCCAGCCAUGCGGUCUUGAACCGGAGCCUCGUGGCGCGACACGCACUUGUCGCCUCCCUCGUUGCGUCUUUGACGAUUCUGGUCUGCUAA
Hirsutella rhossiliensis is the source of this 993-nucleotide messenger RNA. Its product is annotated as GDSL-like lipase/Acylhydrolase family domain-containing protein. The record is from RefSeq and is a predicted model, not a curated record. Lineage: Eukaryota; Fungi; Ascomycota; Sordariomycetes; Hypocreales; Ophiocordycipitaceae. Gene Ontology annotation, molecular function: phosphatidylcholine lysophospholipase A1 activity. The transcript has 3 exons. The coding region runs from base 1 to 993 and encodes 330 amino acids.